GUGAUUUAAAUUUGCAACUUCUUCCGUGUAGCUUUUAAGUUGAAGCCUCUUUACACGUCCUGGAAAAACACAAUUUUCACUUCCGGGUCAGAAUCGAUUCCUCUGUUGCUGUCGUUUUUUACCUGCUCUUCUAGUCCGUGUAAGAUAUUGGCCAAAGUUUUGGAUUCCGCAACGUCGACACCGCAGCGUUUUAGCUGCCGAAUAUCAGGCCAUGGCGCUUAAGUGGACUGUUGGCCCAGGCCGCGGGGGGACGGGGACGCAGUGGCGGCGCUUGCUGCCACUGCUGGCGGCGAGUCUGUGUCUGUGCGUGUGCGUGUGCCGAGCAUCCUCGUCACCUCGGGAGCAGCAGCAACUACAACAGCAGCAGCAGGAGGAGGAGGACAGUGCCAUGGAGAAUAUCGUCACGGAGAAGAAGGCUGAGGAGAGCCAUCGGCAGGACAGCGCUGACCUGCUCAUCUUUAUCCUGCUCCUCACCCUCACCAUUCUGACCAUUUGGCUGUUUAAACACCGCCGGUUCCGCUUCUUGCACGAAACUGGAUUGGCGAUGAUUUAUGGUUUACUGGUGGGGGUGGUGCUGCGCUACGGCAUCCACGUCUCGCGCGACGUCAGCAACGUGACGUUGAGCUGCCACGUCAAUGCUAGCCCCGCCACGCUGCUUGUCCACUCCAAGGGAAAGUUCUACGAGUACACGCUGAAGGGUGAGAUCAGCGCCAGCGAGGUGGACGACGUGCAGGACAACGAGAUGCUGCGCAAGGUGACGUUUGACCCUGAAGUCUUCUUUAACAUCCUCCUGCCGCCCAUCAUCUUCCACGCCGGUUACAGCCUGAAGCGGAGACACUUUUUCCGGAAUAUGGGCUCCAUCCUGGCCUACGCCUUUAUGGGGACAGUUGUUUCCUGUUUCGUCAUCGGGUUGUUGAUGUAUGGCUGUGUGAUGCUAAUGAAGCAUAUGGGACAACUCGGUGGCGAAUUCUUCUUCACGGACUGUCUGUUCUUCGGCGCCAUCGUGUCCGCCACCGACCCCGUGACAGUUCUGGCCAUCUUCAACGAGCUUCAGGUGGACGUCGACUUGUACGCGCUGCUGUUCGGCGAGAGCGUGCUCAACGACGCUGUGGCCGUCGUCCUUUCCUCGUCCAUUGUGGCUUACCAGCCGCAGGGCGACAACAGCCACACGUUCGAGGUCGUGGCCAUGUUCAAGUCCUUCGGCAUGUUCCUCGGCGUCUUCAGCGGCUCCUUCGCUCUCGGCGUGGCCACCGGCGUCGUCACGGCGCUCGUGACCAAGUUCACAAAGUUGAGAGAUUUCCAGCUGCUGGAGACGGCCUUGUUCUUCCUCAUGUCGUGGAGCACCUUCUUAUUGGCUGAGGCGUGUGGCUUCACAGGUGUGGUGGCGGUAUUGUUCUGUGGAAUCACUCAGGCGCACUAUACCUUCAACAACCUGUCUCCCGAGUCCCAGGACCGGACCAAACAACUGUUUGAGUUGUUGAACUUCCUGGCGGAGAACUUCAUCUUCUCCUACAUGGGUCUGACCCUCUUCACCUUCCAGAACCAUGUCUUUAACCCCAUGUUCAUCGUUGGCGCUUUUGUGGCAGUGUUCCUGGGCAGAGCGGCCAACAUCUACCCGCUCUCCUUCCUCCUCAAUCUGGGCCGACGCAACAAGAUCCGAUCCAAUUUCCAGCACAUGAUGAUGUUCGCAGGGUUGCGGGGCGCCAUGACGUUCGCCUUGUCCAUCCGGGACACGGCCACGUACGCGCGGCAGAUGAUGUUCUCAACCACGCUGCUCGUGGUCUUCUUCACCGUGUGGUUCUGCGGCGGCGGCACAACGCAGAUGUUGUCGUGCCAGCGCAUACGGGUUGGAGUGGACUCUGACCAAGACAACUCUACGAGCAUCAGCGACGGUUCCGAGCGACAAAGCACUAAACAGGAAAGUGCCUGGCUUUUCCGAAUUUGGUACAACUUUGACCACAAUUACCUGAAGCCCAUCCUGACCCACAGCGGCCCCCCGCUCACAGCCACGCUACCAGCUUGCUGCGGGCCCCUGGCUCACUUCCUCACCAGCCCGCAGGCCUUCGAGAACGAGUGUCAGAUUAAGGACGACGACUCCGACCUUAUCCUGACCGACGGCGAUGUCAACCUAAACUACGGCGACAUCACCGUCAGCACCGACGGCGCCGCCGCCGACGACCCCGACAGGGAGCUGGCGUACGGCGACCACGAGCUGGUGAUGCGGGGCACGCGCCUGGUGCUGCCCAUGGACGACUCGGAGCCGCCCUUCACAGACCCCCGCUGCCGCUUGUGAGGCCGCCGCGGCCCGCUUCUUUCUCGCUUCUCCCGCUACCUCGUCACGUCGCCCUUCUCGUCCACCAUCACCGUAAUGUAUUUAUUUGUCCAUUUCCGUUGGGCUUUUGAGUCACCUUAUUGUAGCGACACGCAGCAUGUGUACUCUAUGGCGAGCCGUUUGAGCAUUUCUUUCAUAUCCUACUAGUGCGUGUACUCAUCUAGUCCAUGUAAUAGUACGCUCUGUCAAUCAGACGAUUCAACACACUAGUAAGACUUGUCUUUCUGACAAUUGAUGAGUUUUUUUUUUUUUUUCAUGACAGUGAACCACAGCUUUGUCACUGCUUUUGCACUCAGGCCAGAACCAUGUCUCAAUAUUGAUUUGGCACCAUCUAGUGCACAAACUAUGAUAUUUCUCUGCACUAGUAGCAAAUGUUGGAUGCUCAUAAUUCAGAAGUGAAAAUGUCGGAAAUAUAUGUCCUACUAGUUCGUCCGACUAGUGUGUCCUAGUCUUUCGACUACUAUGCAGAAAUGUCAUUCAAUACAGUAGCGGAAAAUCAUCACGAGUAAGACAGUCGUUCUACAGUUUGUCUCUAUUGAUGGCAAAGAGCGUAAGAGUACGUGGACCACUCAGCGCACCGGUUGGAAAUUGAAUAAACGCUGAAACGGCUUCCCACCUUUCUGACAAUAUAGCAGCAGUACUGUAAGCUUGGUUUGCAUGCUGAGGAUACUUCUUGGGACUUUUCCUUUGGAGCCGGAUGGCGAUUGGUCGCCACUAAACAGUACGCGCGCUGUUAAACAAGUGCCUGGGAGGCGACCUUUCAACCCAGUUGAAGUUCUGGCGAGGAGGGUGCGCGAGGUAGCAAUACGCUCCACGUCUGGGGGCUAAAAGUCGUUUUUUUGCGCACAGUGGAUCUGAGCCGCUGACUGUGAAUACUGUGUGUGUGUGUGUGUGUGUGUGUGUGUGUGUGUGUGUGUGUGUGUGUGUGUGUGU
Molecule: messenger RNA, 3265 nt
Organism: Hippocampus comes (tiger tail seahorse)
Lineage: Eukaryota; Metazoa; Chordata; Actinopteri; Syngnathiformes; Syngnathidae
Gene: slc9a6a
Product: solute carrier family 9 member A6a
Exons: 16
Coding region: 212-2293 (693 amino acids)
Biological process (GO): potassium ion transmembrane transport; regulation of intracellular pH; sodium ion import across plasma membrane
Cellular component (GO): recycling endosome; plasma membrane
Molecular function (GO): sodium:proton antiporter activity; potassium:proton antiporter activity
Source: RefSeq, a predicted model, not a curated record